UGAGCCAAUCUAGGCUCCCCGGGGGCAGCGCAUGUGUAUGGGCGCCCAGAAGCCAUGCAGAUGCCCAGGCAGUGGACACCUGCCUCUGCUUCAGCUCCAGGGCCGCGGAACCCCCUGCACCAAGUGUAGCAGCCCCUUUCAUUCCGCCCCAACCCAUCCCCGCCACGGCCCUCCAGCCUCCCCCCACUGCAGUCCGUGCUUGACCUGGGAACCCCUCACUGAGCCGUAAUGGUGGGGCUGAAACCUUCUGACGUGCAGCCCACCCCGGGCGUCAAGUUCCUAGGGGCUGGAGCCGCCGCCUGCAUCGCGGAUCUGGUCACCUUUCCGCUAGACACUGCCAAAGUCCGGCUGCAGAUUCAAGGUGAAGCCCAGUCCAGCCAAGCUGUCAGGUAUAAAGGAGUCCUGGGGACCAUUGUUACACUGGUGAAAACAGAAGGACCAAAAAGUCUGUACAGCGGGCUGCAUGCUGGGCUGCAGAGGCAGAUGAGCUUUGCCUCAAUUAGGAUCGGCCUCUACGACACCGCCAAACAAUUCUACAACAAUGGAAAAGAAACAGCUGGAAUAGGAAGCAGGAUCCUGGCAGGGUGCACCACUGGAGGGUUGGCAGUUAUAGUGGCCCAGCCUACAGAUGUGGUAAAAGUCAGACUUCAAGCACAGAGCAACCUCUCUGGUGCCAAACCCCGAUAUGCUGGGACUUUCCAUGCUUACAAAACAAUAGCAUCAGAAGAAGGAGCAAGAGGGCUCUGGAAAGGGACGGCACCCAAUGUGACAAGAAAUGCUAUUGUCAAUACAGCGGAGCUAGUAACCUAUGAUUUAAUAAAGGAGAACCUUUUGAAAUACAACCUACUAACAGAUAAUCUACCUUGCCACUUUGUGUCAGCCUUUGGUGCUGGAUUUUGCACAACAGUGGUAGCAUCUCCGGUCGAUGUGGUAAAGACCAGAUACAUGAACUCACCACCAGGACAAUACACCAGCGCUCCCAAAUGUGCGUGGACAAUGCUCAUGAAGGAAGGAGUGACCGCUUUUUACAAAGGGUUUGUGCCGUCCUUCUUAAGGCUGGGAUCCUGGAAUGUUGUUAUGUUUGUUUCCUAUGAACAGCUGAAAAGGGCAAUGAUGAAGUCUAGGCCGACUAUCGAUUGUGCCACAGAAUCAUCUUUAUAAGAUACUGCAGAAAGAUACUGGUGGGAAUCUUUAAUUACUAUAUGAACCAAAAACACUUUUCACUUCUUGCCAUAAAAAUAUGAAAGUACCUUUAUUUGAAAGGUAGCUAGAUGGCUCAGUGCAUAGAAUGCUGGGCUAAGAAUCAGGGAACACCUGGGUUCAAAUCCAGCCUCAGAUACUUACUAGCUGUGUAACCAUGGCCAAGUUAUUUAACUUCUGUUUACUUUAAUUCACUGAAGAAGGAAAUGGCAAACCACCCUAGAAUAGUUGCCAAGAAAAUCCCAAAUAGGGUCACGAAGAGUUGGACACAACUGAACAAAUAAACAACAUUUAUUUGGUACCUUAGUGGGCUUUGUUCACUAAAAUACAAUACAGAGUGAGAAGUGUCCCUUACAUCUUAUUUCAGAAGGUAACCCUUUUUCAGGGGGUAAGUGCAGCUAGGUGGUGCAGUGGAUAGAGUGCUGGGCCUGGAGCAAGGAAGACUUCAAUCUAUAUUCAGAUGACAUCAGUUCUUUCUCUGGAGACAGCAUUUUCCAUCAAGAGUCCUUUGGAAUUGUCUUGGGUGAUUGAAUUGCUGAAAUUAGCUAGCUAACUCAUUCACAAUUCUUUCCUAUACAAUGUUGCUGUUACUAUGUACAAUGUUCUCCUGGUUCUGCUAACUUCACUGUAUCAGUUCAUGUAAAUCUUUCCAGGUUUUUCAGAAAUCAUCCAACUAGUGAUUUCUUAUAGCACAGUAACAUUCCAUUACAAUCAUAAAGCACAAUUUGUACAUCCAGUCCCCAAUAGAAGGGCAUUCCUUCAAUUUCCAAUUCUUAGCCACCACAAAAAGAGCUGCUAUAUUUUCAUACAAAUAGGUUCUUUGGGGGGCAGCUAGGUGGUGCAGUGGAUAAAGCACCAGCCCUGG
Messenger RNA from Dromiciops gliroides (monito del monte), 2065 nucleotides. RefSeq names its product uncoupling protein 1 (gene UCP1). Bases 229 to 1161 code for a protein of 310 amino acids. Gene Ontology annotation, biological process: mitochondrial transmembrane transport; mitochondrial transport; response to cold. Gene Ontology annotation, cellular component: mitochondrial membrane. The record is from RefSeq and is a predicted model, not a curated record. Lineage: Eukaryota; Metazoa; Chordata; Mammalia; Microbiotheria; Microbiotheriidae. The transcript is spliced from 6 exons. Gene Ontology annotation, molecular function: oxidative phosphorylation uncoupler activity.